This is a messenger RNA of Chionomys nivalis (European snow vole), 3923 nucleotides long. It is a transcript of the gene Zic2, whose product is annotated as Zic family member 2. The record is from RefSeq and is a predicted model, not a curated record. Lineage: Eukaryota; Metazoa; Chordata; Mammalia; Rodentia; Cricetidae. Gene Ontology annotation, molecular function: DNA-binding transcription factor activity, RNA polymerase II-specific; RNA polymerase II cis-regulatory region sequence-specific DNA binding. Bases 1262 to 2848 code for a protein of 528 amino acids. The transcript has 3 exons. Gene Ontology annotation, biological process: central nervous system development; regulation of transcription by RNA polymerase II. Gene Ontology annotation, cellular component: nucleus.
AGGCUGCUUCUGCGGUCUCAGCGCCCACCGAAAUAAACAGAGGCGGCGGCUAAAGCUGCCCACCGCAGCCGCAAGGGAGGAACUCGCGUUGGCCUCCUGAUAUUUGCUUGUGCCGAGGACAACGCUCUGUCCUUGUUGGUGCGAGCACUCGCUCGCGGACUAGCACCCAGGGCGGACCGGCUGGAAGGAGAACCAAAGAUCACUUUUUUAUUGUUGUUAUUGUUUUUUUUUGUUUUGUUUUGUUUUGUUUUUUUUUGCCUAGCCUUACCCUGCUCCCCUCCCCCUCCUCGCCUUCUCCCCUCCCACAGUCCCCCUCCCCUGCUCUUCCUCCGCCUCCUCCUCCGGCCCAACUUAAAGAAAGAGGGAGCGACGCGCCUGUUUCCUUCAUCUGGGGAAAUUCGUGGCCGCAGCAAGUUUACUACUCCGGCGCCGCCAAUGCCAAGCUCGGAGGACCAGGAGGGCUAAACAUUGCUGCCUCGGAGCCGAACAAAACCAGCAGAGCACUGGGCGGCGCGAGCAAGGCCUCGGGGGAGGGAGCGGCCACCCGAGAGCGCCGCUUACUAGGCUCUUGGCCUCCUCCUCCGGGCAGCCCAGCGCCCCCGCCGAGAUCAGGUGGAGCCGCGGGUGCCCUAGGCUCUGGGGCUGGCGGAGCUCGCCGCAGUCCUCUCCCUGCCUGCCUGCCGGUGCACAGCCGCUGCCCUGGGGCACCGUGGCCUCGCGGCUGCGGUGACUUCAUUCGGCGGACGACGCUGAUCUCAGCUAGGCACCCGGUCCGCCAGCAGUGCAAGGCAGAUAGCGAGUGAGUGCGUGCGUGCGCGCGCGGGGGCGCGCAGGGGUGGGGGCCGCGGCGCAGCGCUCGCCCUCCAGCGGCCCCCCUCUCCUCCGCUCCCCACACCUCCCUCCGCUCCCUCCUCCCGCCCGCCCUCCCCUGCCCUGCCCGCCCGCCCCCGCCGCAUCUCCUUUAAUACACUUUGGUUCUCCUCCUGGCUUUGGACUCUUCUCCUCCUCCACCUCCUCCUCCCUCGCCUCCUCCGCCGCCGCCUCCUCUUCCUCUCCGUGCCUUCGCUCCGCGCCCGGCGGCCCGAGGCAGAUCCAGGCGGCGGCGGCGGGCUAGCAGCGCGACUCCAAGGGCUGCAGUCACCAGUGUUUUCAGCGCGGGCUCACGGAGCCGGGCGUUCGGAGGACGCGCCUUGCCGAUCGGAAGAGGGAACCGAGGCGGCAGGGCUUACUGGGGCCGACAGGUCGGCCGGGCGCACUGGCCAUGCUUCUGGACGCGGGGCCGCAGUUCCCGGCCAUCGGGGUGGGCAGCUUCGCGCGCCACCACCAUCACUCGGCCGCGGCGGCGGCUGCGGCGGCUGCCGAGAUGCAAGACCGCGAGUUGAGCCUGGCUGCUGCUCAGAACGGCUUCGUGGACUCAGCCGCGGCGCACAUGGGCGCCUUCAAGCUCAACCCCGGGGCGCACGAACUGUCUCCUGGUCAGAGUUCCGCGUUCACGUCGCAAGGUCCGGGCGCAUACCCGGGCUCUGCUGCGGCUGCAGCUGCGGCCGCAGCACUAGGGCCCCACGCCGCACACGUUGGCUCCUAUUCCGGGCCUCCCUUUAAUUCCACCCGGGACUUCCUGUUCCGCAGCCGCGGCUUCGGGGACUCGGCUCCGGGAGGCGGCCAGCACGGGCUCUUCGGACCGGGCGCGGGCGGCCUGCACCACGCGCACUCAGACGCGCAGGGCCACCUCCUCUUUCCGGGCCUCCCGGAGCAGCACGGGCCGCACGGCUCUCAGAACGUGCUCAACGGGCAAAUGCGCCUAGGGCUGCCGGGAGAAGUGUUCGGGCGCUCGGAGCAAUACCGCCAAGUGGCCAGCCCGCGGACCGACCCCUACUCGGCGGCGCAACUCCACAACCAGUAUGGCCCCAUGAAUAUGAACAUGGGGAUGAACAUGGCAGCGGCCGCAGCCCACCACCACCACCAUCACCACCACCCUGGUGCCUUUUUCCGCUAUAUGCGGCAGCAGUGCAUCAAGCAGGAGCUCAUCUGCAAGUGGAUUGAUCCCGAGCAGCUAAGCAACCCGAAGAAAAGCUGCAACAAAACUUUCAGCACCAUGCACGAGCUGGUGACCCACGUCUCGGUGGAGCAUGUCGGCGGCCCGGAGCAGAGUAACCACGUCUGCUUCUGGGAGGAGUGUCCACGCGAGGGCAAGCCCUUCAAGGCCAAAUACAAACUGGUCAACCACAUCCGUGUGCACACCGGCGAGAAGCCCUUUCCUUGUCCUUUCCCGGGCUGCGGCAAGGUCUUCGCACGCUCUGAGAACCUCAAGAUCCACAAAAGGACCCACACAGGGGAGAAACCUUUCCAGUGUGAGUUCGAGGGCUGUGACCGGCGCUUCGCCAACAGCAGCGACAGGAAGAAGCACAUGCAUGUCCACACCUCAGAUAAGCCCUAUCUCUGCAAGAUGUGCGACAAGUCCUACACGCACCCUAGCUCUUUGCGGAAGCACAUGAAGGUCCAUGAGUCCUCCCCUCAGGGCUCCGAGUCCUCCCCGGCUGCCAGCUCUGGCUACGAGUCGUCCACGCCCCCGGGCUUGGUGUCCCCCAGCGCAGAGCCGCAAAGCAGCUCCAACCUGUCCCCGGCAGCGGCAGCGGCGGCAGCAGCAGCUGCGGCGGCGGCAGCCGCGGUGUCUGCAGUGCACCGAGGCGCGAGCUCUGGCAGCAGCGGCUCUGGAGGCGGCUCGGCCACAAGCAGCGGCGGGGGCGGCGGGGCGGGCGGCGGGGGCGGCGGCAGCUCUGGAGGGGGCAGCGGGACAGCCGGAGGCCAUAGCGGCCUCUCCUCCAACUUCAAUGAAUGGUACGUGUGAGGGGCCAGGCCUUUCUCCCAUUCCCUGUUCUCCCCCUCCACCACAGCCCUCCCAAAACCCACCGAGGGCACCUUAGGAUCGUGUUGUUAAAAUCAUCAAUCUGAUUUUUAUGGUGAUGAAAAAGAUUUUACCAGCAGAAGGAUUUUUAAAAGUUUUUUUUAUAUAUAUACAAAGCAACCAUCUAGGCAUGAAAAGCAAAAUCUCUGUGUCUCUGAAGCUGAAAACAUAAAAUAAAAAUUUUAAGAAGGUAAACUCCACAAAAAUAUCGAGCCAAACUUCCCUAGCGACAUCCCAGCCCACUCUUCCCCCGCACAUGCUUCCCAGUCUUCUGACAAACUGUACAUAGCCACAGCGGACUCCUUCCUUUUCCACGGUGAUUUUAAUGGCUUAUUGGUGGAUAGAAGUUUGUCCAUUUGUAAACCCUGGAUUGCGUUCCUUCCCGCUCUUCUCCCAUCCCCUUCCCCAAGUGAUGGGCCUUUUUUUUCCCCUUUUAGUUUACCCGGCUUCUUUUUUAAGUAAUGUGGAAGAAAAUGGUUUAUUUUGUAUUGUGGUAUUAAAUAUUGUGUUCCCUUUAAUGAGGCAACUUGAUUGUAAACUUCAUGCAACUAUAGACUGGAAAAAAAUGAGCCGUGCCAAAGUCUCCCUUCUGUUUCUUCAACACAGCCACUCAUAGCACACACAUCACCACCACCACCAACGCUUGUGAAUGUAUUUUUCUGUUAGCUGGGUUUACAUGUGAUGUUUCAGUGCUUUUGCGAGUUCGAUUUGUUAGUUGUUGUAUGAAAGAUUGGGGUGGGGGUGGGGGGGAGUAAACGUUGUGCCCUUAGCUUUUUCCGUAAUAACACCCUUCUGUAAAUAUCCGUUGCCAUAUUUAUCCAUUUGUAAUUAAAUUAUGGUAUUAACUUGCUACAGAGGAAACAAUAUUUAUAAAGAAUGUUUCUUAACUAUAAAUAUGUACAAUUGUGGGCAUAAACUGUUUCAGAUUUUUUUAUUUGAAGGUUUAAGUGGUUUGAUCAUUUCUUGUGAUGUUUUGAGAGUAAUGCAUACAGAAAUAUAAUAAAAUGUGUUGAAAAUG